AACCUUGGUUCUACUUGCAUUCCAGCUGCCAUGGCCUCUGCUAUGCCUGACAAAGAAGAGGUGGCCAAGAGCUCCCCAGAAGUGAAGGAGGAGGAGCAGGAGGAUGCAGUAAAGCAGGUGGCUGACCUGACCUUGGUCAGCUCUGCCUGUGGUGUGGUUUCUACAGCUUAUGCCUCCACCAAGGAGAGCCACCCCUGCCUCAGGUCGGUGUGUGACGCGGCGGAGAAGGGAGUGAGGAGCGUGAGCGAAGCCACAGCCAGCUGUGUGCAGCCAGUGCUGGCCUCCCUGGAGCCUCACGUUGCUGCAGCAAGCGAGUAUGCCUCCAAGGGCUUGGAUAAACUAGGGGAGAAGCUGCCAAUCCUUCAAAAGCCAGUGGAACAGAUUAUCUCUGACACAAAAGAGCUGGUGUCAUCCAGAGUGGCUGAUGUGAGGGGUGCUGUGAGCAGCAGGGUGAUGGAGGUGGUGGAUGUAACCAAGGAGACCCUUCAGAGCAGUGUGGAGGCUGCCAGGUCUGCAGUGACCAGCAGUGUGGGCACGGCUGCAGACUCUGGAGUGGGACAGACGGAUGGAUGUGGGGCAGAGGCUGUGCUGGAGAGAACAGAAGGGGACACUCUCCCCAUUGGAAACGAGGAACUAGCCAAGCUGGCCGUGUCCGAGCAGGGCCCGGCCGCGGUGCCCGUGGAGCAGCAGCGGGAGCAGAGGAGGUACUUUGUGAGGUUGGGGUCUCUCUCCGAGGAGCUCCUCCUGUCUGCCCACCUGCACUCCACAGCCAAGGUGAAGCAGGUCUGGCAGGGUAUGAGGGAGGCCCUGGGGCAGCUUCACUGCAUCCUUGAGCUGAUUGAAGUGUUUAAGCAAGGAUUUAGUCAAAAACUCCCGGAGGGGCAGGAGAAACUUCACCAGAUGUGGCUGGACUGCAGUAGGAAGUUUCUCAAAGAGAGUGGAGAUGAAAGCCCUGCAGAGCCAGAGGAGAUGGAGUCUCUGACCCUGCUCAUGGCAUGCAGAAUCACACAGCAGCUGCAAAUGACCUGCUGCAAAAUGAUGUUUGCCAUCCAAGGCCUUCCCUCCAGCCUGCAGGACAAGGUGAAAGAGUCUCUUGGUACCAUCAAGGAGCUUUAUGCUGCUUUCUCGGUGGCAAACUCCUUCCAGGAUUUGUCCAGCAGUGUGCUGACCCAGAGCCAGAGGAAGCUGGCUGUGAUCCAGGAGUACAUGGAGGAGCUGCUGGAUUACCUGAAGAACAACACACCUCUGUCCUGGCUGGUGGGACCCUUUUCCCCCCGGGAGGGGGAGGAGCAGGAGCCCUCCCAGGAGGAUCAAUCCUCACAGGAGAAGGCAGAGACAGCAGGAGCAGGGCAUCUGGAAGCUUCCACCACCCUCAUGGAAAGGACAAAACAAUGAUUGCUGUUGGUAUUAAACCCUCAGCUAAUACACAGUGUAAAGAAUUGUCUUCCUAAAAGCUGCUUGUAUUGGGUUCUAAUUGCUUAAAAUAAAACUGCUGCAUAC
Messenger RNA from Pseudopipra pipra, 1500 nucleotides. RefSeq names its product perilipin-3-like. The record is from RefSeq and is a predicted model, not a curated record. Gene Ontology annotation, biological process: lipid storage; positive regulation of triglyceride storage. The coding region runs from base 31 to 1395 and encodes 454 amino acids. Lineage: Eukaryota; Metazoa; Chordata; Aves; Passeriformes; Pipridae. Gene Ontology annotation, cellular component: lipid droplet; cytosol. The transcript has 7 exons.